Rubroshorea leprosula is the source of this 750-nucleotide messenger RNA. The record is from the annotation of a GenBank genome assembly. NCBI's taxonomy places the organism in Eukaryota, Viridiplantae, Streptophyta, Magnoliopsida, Malvales, Dipterocarpaceae.
CCUGAGAGAUUGAAGGAAGGAGGGUUUAAGGCUACGUUCGUUGAGGACUGAAAGUACUUGACAUUUGAGGGCUGAAUCAAAGAGAAAGAUGAAAUCAGUGGUGGGUGUGGUUGUCUCUAACAAGAUGCAGAAGUCAGUGGUGGUGGCUGUUGACAGGCUCUUCCACCACAAGCUUUACAACCGCUACGUCAAGCGCACCUCCAAAUUCAUGGCCCACGAUGAGAACAACACCUGCAACAUCGGUGAUCGGGUCAGAUUGGAUCCUUCUAGGCCAUUGAGCAAGCAUAAGCAUUGGACUGUUGCUGAAAUUCUCAAGAAAGCACGAAUUUAUGUGCCUCCAUCAGCAGCAGAUGUUGCAGCCAAUGCAAAUAUUAAAAGUGAAAUUCCGCCCUCUUCAACCUCUUAAGGGGAAGCUUUGUUAGGGAUAUAGGGAAAGCUAAAGCCACUUGGAUAUUGAAAAACAGUUUACAGGAUCGUGCAUAAGGUAAUUGUCAUGGUGAGAGGAUCAAAACUUAAGGCUGUGGUUCAUGUCACUUGACGUGUGAACCUUGUGCAAAUGAAGCAGUUUAUGCACUUUGUAUUUUGUUCUCACCGAAACAAUCUUUUUCUGAUUUCUUUCAAUUUUUUGCUAGAAUUAUUGUAGUUUCUUUUAGUGCUUUUGUUUUAAUGAAUCAGAUUUAUCUCUUAUGAUUGUGAAUUUGAGAGAGCAGUGGUCGUUAGACCAUGUUGUGGUGGUUGAACUUUUGCAAA